Messenger RNA from Gekko japonicus, 1712 nucleotides. Its product is annotated as ceramide synthase 4-like. Gene Ontology annotation, molecular function: DNA binding; sphingosine N-acyltransferase activity. The transcript is spliced from 10 exons. Bases 3 to 1154 code for a protein of 383 amino acids. Gene Ontology annotation, biological process: ceramide biosynthetic process. The record is from RefSeq and is a predicted model, not a curated record. NCBI's taxonomy places the organism in Eukaryota, Metazoa, Chordata, Lepidosauria, Squamata, Gekkonidae. Gene Ontology annotation, cellular component: membrane.
UGAUGCUGCCCGUGACCAAGUGGUUGUGGAAUCACGAAUUUUGGUUUCCUCCGGGACUCACCUGGGAGGACAUGAAAGACACCGACGAGGUCCACUACCCUCACCCCCAUCAUCUCCUCCUCUGCAUCCCUUUGGCUUUCCUCCUCAUCGUCGUGCAGCUGGUCGUUGAAAGGGUUGUUGGUCCACCCCUGAGCAGAAGAUUGGGACUACAGGAGAAAGUGCGAAGGAAACCUUCUCCGAAUGCCAUCCUGGAGUCCUUCUACAGCAAGCACCAAAAGGGACCAGAUGAGAGGCAACUGAGCGGUCUCGCCAAACAGUGCGACCUGCAGACCCGGCAGGUGGAGAGAUGGUUUCGAUCCCGGCUCAGGCAAGACCAGCCCAGCCUGACAAAGAAAUUCUGCGAAGCCUGUUGGAGGAGCCUCUGUUAUAUAAUUUCCUUCAUCAUAGGCCUGGCUAUCAUGUAUGACAAACCCUGGUCGUGGGACUUCCGCGAGUGCUGGACUGGGUACCCGCAGCAGCCACUCGAGCCUUCCAUCUAUGUCUACUACAUCAUGAAGCUUUCGUUCUACAACUCCCUGGUCAUCACCUCCCCUUUUGAAGUGAAGAGGAAGGACCACAAAAUGCAAAUUAUCCACCACGCUGCCACCAUCUUCCUCAUCAGCUUCUCAUACUGUGCCAACUACAUCCGCAUCGGCACCCUGGUCAUGAUUAUACACGAUGCUUCCGACUGUUUGUUGGAGCCCAACAAGAUAUUACACUACCUGAAAUGGCGCAGGGCUUGUGAAACUCUCUUCAUUGUUUUCUCCGCCGUUUACAUCUUCACCACCCUGGUGAUUUUUCCCAACAAGGUGCUCUACAACACAUACUACUACUCCAUGGAAAUAUACAAGCCCUUUUUGGGCUACUACUUAAUGAAUGGUUCCCUGAUGAUCCUGCAGCUGCUGCACAUAUUCUGGUCUUACCUUAUUGUCCGCAUGUUGGGCAGAUUCUUCGUCUGUGGCACGUUGGACAAAGACGUGAGGAGUGACUCAGAAGACAGCGAGAAGAGCGAAGAAGAGAUGGCAGAGGAGAAGGAAGCCAUGAAAAAUGGGUCGGUCCUGUUCAGCCUGAACAGCGGUGGUGGCUAUAUCAGCAAGACACCCCCUUGCAACUGAAUGGCAGCAGCCAUCCCACUAACGGCCAUCCCAAAAUCAGAUAGCCAGCUCCAGUAACUGACCAGCCCUGAUCAAUUGUGCUCCGUGCCCUUCUCAGCUUGCCCUUGUUCCUCGUAGGACUGGGAGGACAUAACCUUAGCGCAAUAGCCAGAUCUCUGCUUCCUCCGGAACUGUGCACGAUUUUUAUCCCAGGUUUUAUUUCAUGAGCUUGCAAUGGCCAGAGGAGAAAAAAGGGAUUCGGGAUGAAGUCAGUCUCGUUUGUUUUCUUUGGCCGGUCCGAAUGGCGGGUCAGUGGGUCUGAUGCGCUGCUCUUCGCUUAUAACCCACCUUGUAAAUAACUAGCUUUCUCUCCGAUGGCGUGGGGAACUGGAAAACGGGCAGCUGAUCCCCGAUCGAAACCGCCAGAGCCGGGAGAUGGUGAAGCUCCGAGAAGCGGCAGAGUCUCCUACAGCGCACAAGUCAGAAAUCCACAUGGGAGGCCAGAGAUCCAGUGCCUUGCUGGUGUGGUGGUGGUGGUGGUGGUGGUGAGUUCAGAUCCAGCCACAGGCUUAGGGUGAG